AUGGCGCCUAAGAAGCAGGACCGUGACUAUGAUGUCGUGCUCCUGGGGGCUACGGGCUACACCGGCCUCUUGACAGCGGAGCACAUCGUCGAGCAUCUGCCGACGAGCCUCCGAUGGGCUAUUGCCGGGAGGUCGAGGACUAAGCUGGACGCUUUGGCGUCGAGGUUGAAGAAGCUGGGCCCUGACAAGAUCCAACCUGCGAUUGAGGUUGUAUCGGUGGAAGACCAGGACCAGCUCGAUGCCGUGGUUCGAAAGGCCAAGGUCUGCUUGAGCGUGGUUUUGUACUUCAGCGUGGGAAGACAUGUCGUGCGAGCCUGCGUAGAGAACGGGACUGAUUACUUGGACGUCACUGGUAACAUAGCCGAACUGUACAGCUGGAUCGAGGACUACCACGAAAAGGCGAAGGCUAAUAAUGUUGCUCUAAUACAUGCCUGCGGCGCCUUCAGUGCUCCCCAUGACCUGCUCGCCUGGGCGGCUGCCCGGGAACUGAAGAAGGCAACAUCGUCGGAUACAAGUGAGGCGGUCCUUUCCGUCAAGAAGAUCACCAUGAGCCCCAGUGGUGGUACUGUUGAAUCUAUCAUGAGCAAGUCGACUGUGGACCCGAAGACCCAGGAAGAUGCACGUGGGCCCUGGUCUCUCUCCCCCCUGAAGGGAGUGACGGCCACGGUUCCGACCAACAUCUUUGGCGUCCGCCACGUGCCGCACCUCGGGCUGCUUGCGAAUAGUUGCUUUGGCUUGGCGCAGGAUCGGGCCAUAGUCCACAGGACUUGGGGACUGCUGGGUGGCGAGUAUGGACCCAACUUCAAGUACACGGAGUACGAAAGCGUAGGGUCGACGCUUGGAGGCGUUGCCAAGAUCCUCUCUGGGUUCCUCCUCGGCGUAGCCCUUUCGUUCAAACCAACUCUGCCCCUAGUCAGGCGCUUCCUGCCCGCUCAGGGCGAUGGUCCGGAUACUGAGAAGACAAAACUGCAAGAUGUUGAGCUGGAGGCUGUAGCUCUCGCGGAUACGCAACAGCCUGAAGGUCAGGGGAAGAACGGGUUCGCUAGGCUUUCCUACAAGGGUGAUACAUAUCAUCUUACUGGGGCGUUGCUUGCGCAAGGUGCCGCGAGCCUGUUGUACAAACGGGAGUUUGAGGGGGGCCUGAGAGCAGGCUGUCUCACGCCCGCGAUAUUGGGAGACGAUUUUCUAGACAGACUUAGGGGAGUGGGGUUGUCAUUUGAGGCCAGCAUUGUAUGA
Messenger RNA from Neoarthrinium moseri, 1236 nucleotides. RefSeq lists its product as uncharacterized. NCBI's taxonomy places the organism in Eukaryota, Fungi, Ascomycota, Sordariomycetes, Amphisphaeriales, Apiosporaceae. The record is from RefSeq and is a predicted model, not a curated record. Gene Ontology annotation, biological process: glycolipid biosynthetic process. Gene Ontology annotation, cellular component: mitochondrion; lipid droplet; plasma membrane. Bases 1 to 1236 code for a protein of 411 amino acids. The transcript is spliced from 4 exons.